UUCGGGCCGCUGGGCGUGGCGCUGCGGGGCAACCUGGUGGCCCAGUGGUGGGACGCGGCCCUGGCUUUCCGGGAGCAGGUGUUCGCAGUGGAUGCCCCGCUCCACAGCCCGCCCGAUGCUCCGCGAGCCGGGCAGGGUCUCCGGCUGCUGCACUCGGAGACGCUGCGAGAAGCCCUCCAGGGCAGGGGCUGUAGCCGCGAGCCGGGCGGUCCAUCUGUGGAAGACGUGCUAGCGAGCGUGGGGAUGCUUCGUGAGAGCUUGCUUCCCGGUGCUUUGGCGCAGUAUGUUAACUGCUUAGAAUUGGUGAACAGAAGACUGCCUUGUGGCCUCGCUCAAAUUGGAGUAUGCUUUCACUCUAUUUCAGAAAGUGAACAACACGACAAAAACCUUAGAAGAAUAGGCGAAAGGACCACGUCUUUGCUUGCAUGGUUUAGUUCCCCCAGAACUGCAGGACAGUGGCUUGAUUACUGGUUACGCCAGAGACUUCAAUGGUGGAGAAAGUUUGCAGUAGGCCCAUCUAACUUCAGCAGCAGUGACUUUCAGGAUGAAGAAGGAAGAAGAGGAUUUAAUUUACAUUAUAGCUUUCCUUGGGGAACAGAAACAAUAGAAACACUGAAGAACCUUGGUGAUACUGACCUGUUACAGACGUAUCCAGGGGAUAGUUCAAAAUUACUUGGACGAGAUGGAAGGAAGAAUGUUAUUCCUCAUGUUUUGUCUGUGAGUGGAAAUCUGGACCGAGGAGCAUUAGCAUACCUCUUUGAUUCUCUACAGCUAGCUGACAAUCCACUAACAAAAAAGAAAAAUUCACAGAGAAAGGUACUUAAGCUUCAUCCUUGUUUAGCACCUCUUAAAGUGGCCUUGGAUAUAGGAAAAGGUCCAACAACAGAGCUGAGACAGGUUUGUCAAGGAUUGUUCAAUGAACUGUCAGAAAAUAGAAUUUCUGUAUGGCCGGGUUAUCUUGAAACCAUGCAGGUAUCUCUGGAACAGCUUUAUACAAAGUACGAUGAGAUGAGUGUUCUCUUCACGGUCUUGAUAACUGAUGCCACUCUAGAGAAUGGAGUGGUCCAGCUGAGAAGCAGAGACACCACCAUGAAGGAAAUGAUGCACAUCUCUAGGCUGAAGGACUUUUUAACUAAGUAUGUAACAUCAGCCAAAAAUGUGUAAACUUACAUUUGUUCAAUAAAAGGAAUUUCUUAAACA
This is a messenger RNA of Phaethon lepturus (White-tailed tropicbird), 1200 nucleotides long. RefSeq names its product polymerase (DNA directed), gamma 2, accessory subunit (gene POLG2). Gene Ontology annotation, cellular component: mitochondrion; cytoplasm. Lineage: Eukaryota; Metazoa; Chordata; Aves; Phaethontiformes; Phaethontidae. The annotation marks the transcript as partial. The transcript is spliced from 8 exons. The record is from RefSeq and is a predicted model, not a curated record. Gene Ontology annotation, biological process: mitochondrial DNA replication.